This is a messenger RNA of Anopheles coustani, 7794 nucleotides long. RefSeq names its product rapamycin-insensitive companion of mTOR (gene rictor). Lineage: Eukaryota; Metazoa; Arthropoda; Insecta; Diptera; Culicidae. The record is from RefSeq and is a predicted model, not a curated record. The transcript has 6 exons. The coding region runs from base 778 to 6600 and encodes 1940 amino acids. Gene Ontology annotation, cellular component: TORC2 complex. Gene Ontology annotation, biological process: TORC2 signaling; positive regulation of phosphatidylinositol 3-kinase/protein kinase B signal transduction. Gene Ontology annotation, molecular function: protein serine/threonine kinase activator activity.
AGUAGAAACAAUCGGAUGCGCUCAAGCGUCCCUUGCUGCAGGGAGCGUAUUUAUUUAUUUUUUAACCAUUUAAAAAUGCAGUGGACCCAUUUAAAUAUCGCCGAGAACGCGUGAUGGAAUACGACGCUGGUCAGUGUCAGGUUGUGAUUCGGGAAACGUGUCCACCGUCGGUCGGUUUCGUCGUGCAUGAUAUGCUGCGUCCUGGCGCAUGGUGCAGGCCCUUCUUCGCUGUGAUUGUUGACAGCUAGUGAGGGCAGAGUGGAAGCGGGGUAGGCAUCAGAACGGAUCCCUUUAAGUACGCCAAGAUCGUUACUUCCUGUGUUCCCUUGGCCCAUCAGCUGCACUUCCUGGUCGUGAGCCGUGCGGUGGAGAAGGUCGUGUGGGACGGCGGGUUGUUGGCCCACGAGCGUGUGUGCAUUUUCAUCCGUGCGUGUGUGUGUUUGUGCGCGCGCGCGUGUGUGUAUGCGAGUGGCGAUCGCUUCCCCAUUCCGCAGAGCCGUCCCCUGCCGACGACAAUCAAAACAUUCGCUUCCUAGUUGGGGGAAAAGACUCAAAUAUCAAUCGUCGCUCAAAACCAACUCAACCGUCAACCAUCAACGCAAGCAAACAGUAGGGAACAGUUUUCCCGGAGGUGGUACCUGACUCACGAUACGGCGAUAGGUGCGAGGCCAACCAUCGAACUUCCCUGCCACGAACAACAACGGCAGCGGCCAGUAGCGGCGCCAGGCAGGAAGGAGUCCGCAGGCAAGGGCUGCAUACAUCCGAAGCGAGCCAAAAAUGGCCAUGUCCAGCUGGAUGAUUCGCCGAAGCAUUCGACAGAGGAGUCGUCCACCGCCCGAGGACUGCUAUCGGCUCGAUACGGGCAAGACGCUGCGGGAGAAUGCGGUCGACAUCUACGGCGGGCUGUACGCGUGGCACACGAGCGUCAACAAGCGGCUCAGCCUGCUCAAUGGGCUGGUGCUGCUGCUCGACCGGUGGAAGCGUGACGCGGGCCUGGGCAGCGGAAUGUCCCUCGACCUGGACUCGUCGGCCGAUUCGGCCUCGGGCACGUCGGCGGCCCGGCGUCGGACCGCCUCGCUGUUGGCGCUCGAGCGUUACAGCAGCCUUGGGUACAGCAUCGAGCAGUGGGUGUGCUGCGUUAGCCGGAGUCUCGUCCACCCGCUGCCCCAGAUUCGCGCGGGCGCUCUGCGGGCCCUCCGUCGGUUGCUGCUCGCGCCGGAGGAUCUGCGCGCGCUGAACCGACUGCAGCUGGCGCACCUAGUGUGCCGCAGCCUGGACGUGAUGCUGCGCAACGGCGAGGAGCGCGUGCAGGCGCUGAAGCUGGUGCGCCGGAUGCUGGUGGUCGCACCGGACGAGCUGAGUGCGGCCAUCGUGCGCUGUCUGGUGGCGCUCGGGGAGAGUGGUAGCGGUGGCGCGUACGGAGCCGACGGUACGGCCGGCGGUGCCGGUGGUGUGGCUGGAGGAGCCGGAGGUGUUGGGGGCGGCAAAUCGACGAUGGGAGGCGCGGGAGAGGAUCGACUGUUGCGCUGUUGCCUGGCGACGCUGUGCGAGAUUGGCGUGCUGAAUCCGAUGCUGCUGAUCGAGUGUGGCGGUGUCGGCGUUAUUACGCGCAGCGUGCUCGAAUGCCACAGUCCGCGCAUCGCCGAGAGCCUGUGCGGGGUGCUGCUGUACCUGCUGGAGUGGCCUCGGACGCGCGAGAUCGCCGCCGUGCGGUUGGACUGCUUCGCCGCGCCGUACUGCGACUUUACGUACCGCGUCGGCAUCAUGGACCGGAACAAGGAUGCGCGCGACCUGCGCUUCACCUGCAGCCGGCUGGCGCUGCUCUCCGUGCUGCGGUCGUGGGCCGGCACGGUGGAGUUCUGCAACCCGCACCGUCCGUCCGGCCUGAAGGCGCUCAUCGAGAUCCUGUACCUGAACCAGCUCGAGAUCCGCAAGGCGGUGCUGGACCUACUCUACGAGCUGAUGGGCCUCCCGCAGCCCGUCUGGACGGACGAGUACUCGGUAGCGAUGUCGGUGGUCGACCCGGCCGAAUAUCAGGACUCGUGGCGCCUGCACGAGGGUUUCGUGGCGGCCGAGGGUACGGCCAUCCUCCCGAGCCUGGCCAGCACCGUGCCCAACCUGUGCGAGAUUCACCUCGCCCUCCUGCUGUACUGCUUCGUCGACAAUGGACUGCUGAACGCGCUCAUCGAGGUGAUCGUCUCGAGCGACACGUUCAUCUCCGUGCGCGCUACCAUCCUGCUGGCCAAGAUCACGCACCAGCUACACUGCCUCCUACCGGCGGAGAUAUGCGCCAGUACACCGGCCGCUCCGCUUCCCGCCCUCGUGGCACGCGCCAUCCAGGGCAACCACCAGGCACGGGCCGCCAUCUCGGCGAUACAGCAAUUUCACCUGAUGCUGCGCAACCGGCCCGCCUCGUGCAGUCUCUACCUCGACAGUAUCAUCCAGAGCGGGGCGCUCAUCAAUACGCGCGAAUUUCGCCGCGAGCUCAGCUCGACCGGUGGCGACCAACGGGGGGCGGCGGGUGCGGUGCCACCGAUCUUCAAGUACGGCACCCUCGACGGGCUCAAGCGGGUGCGGCACGACUCGAGCGGUUCGUCCACCGGUGGCGCCGGUGGCUUCCUCGGCCAGGCCAGCGUUUUCGACUGGAGCUGGACGGGCAGCGGGCAAGGCGGGUCCGGCUUCGAGCGCGAGCUCGUGCGGAGCAACAGUAGCGCCGGCGGGGUACCCGGUGUCAGUUCCGGCGCUACCGGACCUUCACAGACCGGCGGAUCCGGCAGUGGUACGCUCAAGCGCUCGGCAAAGCGCAACAAGCUGCUACAGCUCUGGGACAACAUUAAGGAAGGCGACCGGCUCAUCCACGACUCGAACGUACUCGCCGUUAAGGACGCCAACAUGUGGGACUGGCAGAUUGUCAUCACGAUUCUGCGUUCGGACCUGCUCGGGAUGAAGCUGGACGAGCAGAACAGCCGGUUCGUACGCCGCAUCGUCGACUACUUUAAGCCGAGCAACAAUCGCUUCUCGCACCAGGAUCUCUCGCAUCUGUACAGCAGCCGGCAGCUGCCAGCGUACGUCACGGCCGGUCUCGAGCUGAUCGACGCGAUGCUCCAGUCGUCGGAGCUCGAAUGCAUGCGCCUGCUCACGGACCUGUUCACCGACAUCAGCCGGCAGCUGCUGGCCAUACACGCGGGCAAGUCGGCGCACGAGUGCCUGUUCAGCCCGCAGCACAUGACCGGCACCAUGUGCCAGCAGUACUUCCUCUUCAUCGGCCGCAUGUGCCGGACGGAGCGCGGGCUGGAGAUACUGCGCAACACGGACGUGUUCAAGGAGCUGUCGACGAUCGUGCUGAAGACGAACCACCUGUGCUACGUGAAGCUGAUCGUGUCCGGGCUCGACUACAGCCUCGAGGGCGAACCGCGGGCGAUCUUCGCGAAGGCGCUGCUGCGCCACCCGUCGCCCAAGGCGCGCCUGUACGCGACGCAGAUGCUGCGUGUGCUGCUGCGGGCUCGGCUGCGCAACUUCGAGGUGUGGGGCAUCCAGCUGAUGCUGAAGCUGGUGGCGGCGCUGCAGGGCGUCGAGGGCCAGUCGACGCGGUGUGUCCAGCUGGCGGCGCUAGAGCUGCUGGAGGAGGCGUGCUACGAGCGAACGUACCUGGAGGAGCUGGCCCACUUCUGGCCGCGGCUCGAUCGGCUCGGCGAUCGAGGGAAGAUGGUGAUGAUGCGGUUCUACUCGAUCCCGCGAGGGCUCAACCAUCCUGAGGCGCAUCCGGUGCACGAACUCGAGCGCUGGGUGGACACACUGAACGAGCGCUACGUGCUGCUCGUCGAGGCGGACACGCACGCGCACCUGACGCAGCACAUCCGCACCGAGGACGGCACGUACAGCAGGCGGCAUGUGGCGAGCGGCGCUCCGAGCGAAAACGCCACCGCCGGCGCACCGAACCUGCUGCCGCAUCUGUACGGCCAGCUUGCGCAGACGACGCAGGGUUUCACGCAGCUGCUGCGUUACGGUCAGCUGCCGGAGCUGGCGGAGCGGGUGCGUGACGGGCGGUGCCGCAAUGAGCAGGACAGCCUGCGGCUGAAGGCAGCCCUGUGGGCGCUGUGCCACGCCUGCACGAGCAAGGAGUCGGUCGAGUACAUGGGCACCCACUAUCCGUGGCUGUUGGCGCGCCUGGUGCAACUCGUACGCACGGCCGACGUGUACUCGAUCCGUGCGACCGCCCUGCACGGGAUUUGUCUGAUCGCCAGCACCGCGCAAGGGGCCGACGCGUUGCAGGCGCUCGACUGGGUGACGUCCCGGCACGACCGCAGCAUCCACUGGCCGCUGAACGAACCGACCGAUUGGUGCAGCGACCAGGACCGCUCCUCCACCCACGACGAUACGACCGGCGGUGAGCUGGAACACUCGCACCGCCGCCACAGCUGUGCCUCGACGGGUGAUGAAAGCACCGGCACGGCGACAACCACCACCACCACCAGCUCCUCGCUGCCCACAUCCACCUUCGCCGGGCUGGCGACGCGGAUGCGGACACUCUCGGCCGACGGUUCGUCGCCACCGCCCUCGCCCGGCUUAGCACGCCGCACGAUCGCACCACCCGCCUUUCAGCUCUCGCCCAUACUGAGCUCCUCCAACCUCGCACCCGGUACGGGCGAGCGACGCGAAAAACAUCCACCCGCCGAGGGUCCCGGCCACCGGAAGCACCGAACCAUGAGCCGGCUCCGGCGGCCCCUGCUGUCCCGCUCGUCCGAGGAAGACCUGGAGGACGCGCUGCUGUCGCUCGACGCCGACCGGUCGCUGUUUUCCUCCUUCCGGUCGCAGCUGUCGGGCAAGCAGACGCAGUACGGUGGCUUGCCGUCCUCCAUGGGCACCUCCGCCAUGAUGACGUCCUCGUUCGACGAGCGGCUCGAGCUCAGCUGGAAGCUCCACAGUCUCGACCGCAAGCUGCACCGGCUCAGUAUGAAGUACCAUCAGUACAGCGAGGAAGGUAGCAGUGACGGACGCUCCACUAGAUACCUGAUGCCGACGAAACCCAACACCUCCGGUCCCUGUUUUAUCGGUAUUUGCUUCCCGCGGGAACUCAUGGACCUGUUCCCGGAGCCGGAGGUGCGCCGUACGCACGUGCGUAGCUUUCUGGCGCCCGGCACCGAACGCCGCUCACCGUCGGCCCGCUCGACCAGCGAGAAGCCAGCGACGGUGGACCAGCAGACCGGUGUAAGCAGCUGCUCCCGCUCGACCGCCGCCGACGAAGUGGACGAGGGUGUGAUGGCGGACUACGAGCAGGAAUCGAAGAGCGCGAAUGCGAGCGCCCUGCAGGUGUCGCUCAGCACGACCGGUAGCUCCUCGUCGACCGGGACGGGCCUGUUGGAGGAGGAGGACGAGCACUGGUGGACGCACUCGAAGCACAUCCGCGCCCAGUGUCUGCACUGCUGCCGGACCAGCCAUCCCGCCGAGGAACGGUGGACCGACGGUGACGACGAGGUGGCGAGCGGUGCGGACUACGCCGACGACGAUGGCUACGAGGAGCGCGAGGGCGUGAAGCGACCGCCAUCGGUGCGCCAGCUGGCGGACGAGCUGAUCGCCAACAGCGUGCUGCGGCACGUGCAGCGCAUGGCAAACCCGGUCUGGAGCAAGCAGUCCCGCAGCGUCCUGCUGGACAUCAAGCAGUCACACCCGGGCGCCUUCCAGGACGUGUGCCUCUACUCGGAGGUGUGCCGGCUGCUCGGGUGCAACACGUACCGGCUCGGAUCACGCCGUUUUCUGCAGGAGCUGUUUUUCGACCUCGACUUCGGUCGCACUGGUGGCGCGUCGGGACGGGACGACAAGGACGGCCCGUCGCGGCGUCAACCUAUCGGUGACCACUCUGGCUCGGACGGCGACCGCUACAGCGUGCAGCUGCACAUCCAAACGCAGAAUCUUACCCAAGCGACGGCGCCGACGACGACAACGACGACGACCACACCGACGACGGUGAUUGGAAAGAAGGGUUCCGCCGGGGCGGGAGGGGGCGCGGGUUGUCCAUCGUUUCUACUGCGAUCACCUCCAUUGCCGAGCGUGCACGAGGCGAGCGUCGAGAAUCUGGACGAAAUGUCCUCCACGCCGAAAAAGGCGUCGACCGGGCGGAUGGUGGAGGCCCCGGUAGGGGACCGUUCGUGGCACCGGCGGCAGAACAGCAGCGACGACGGUGGGGCACGGCUACGCACCGCCCUCGGAUCGCCCUCGGCUGCGUCGGAGAACCGACCCCGGUCAACCGGUGCCACCGGACCGGCCAGCUUGCCCCCCGUCAGCGGGCGGCCCCGCUUCAACACGCUCGAGCUGGACCUAAGCUGCUCGCGCAACAAGUUCCCGAUACGGGACCGCAGCAAGAUCGACUACUCACCCACGACGCCGCCCGUCUCCGAGGCGAUGUCACGCUCGGCCAGCAGCUCCUCGGCGUCGUUCGUCAGCUGGGGCAGUGCGAGCGUGAGCGCCAGUACGGUCACCAGCCCGACGCAGGCCCUCCCUCCGUCCGGUCCCGGUGCACUACCAUCCGGUGGGCUUUUCUGCGAGCAGCGGCUCCGGCUGAAGUCAUCCAAAUCCGAGGCCACCCUCAUGAAGAACAAGUAACGACGCAAACGUUGUCUUUCCAUCUAGUCCCGGAAAGGUGGUGAAAAACAGAAUAGGAACGACGCAAGGACCGGAAAGGACCAACCUCAAGGCGUUCCGUUGUUCCAAUCCAAAGUUGUACGCGUUAGAAAAACCCCCCCUGACGGACGCGCUUACGCUACCUCCCGUCUCGCCCGUCGACACUCACGUUAUUGUAUUAUACUCUAGACAUGUAGGAAUUACCUCUAAGUUGUCGCCACGCAAUUGAACGGCCACUGACAGCGCGCUUUAAUUUACGUCUUUAAAUAACCUUUAAACAGAAACAACAAAAAAAAAGGCUGCGUGUUUGUGUGCGCUUUAACUAUUGUAGAAAGGUAUUUGUGUUAGGAUUAUCUUCACUAAUUUAACGGUAACCAGUAGCUUGGGCGACAUUCGAUCGCGCCAUUUAUAAAACGCAAGUUUUUGUGUAUGUUUAUCAUUGUAAGGUAUUUAUAUACUUUUAUAUUCUUUUUAUCUAUCCUUAAGUACCGUUUCAUUAUCGGCUUAGGAGUUUAUUUAGAGUAUUUGUAUGUUCAGCGGCGAACACACUGCAGCCUCCGCGUCCCGCUGCGGCCAGAAUCGAAUUUACAGGCAGGGCAGGGGCCAACCUCGGCACCGAAAAGCGAGCGAGCCGGGCGAAGCACAGACAGUUGGUAAAAUGAUUAGAGCGUUAAGAUUGAAUUGUGCAAUAUACAGCGAAGCCUGCGAGUGACGUGCAAUCAGGAUUAGCCUUUAACGAAACCAAACUGCCAGCCCGUUUCUUCUCAUCGGGGAGGAGGAAAUUUUAACCACUCUUAUUUAUUGCCGUAGGAGAAGGAAAAACGAAUUUCGAAAGCCGGCUGCCGGUGGACCAAAAACGAAACAAAAAAACCAGGACGUUUAUGUGCAUAUGCAACAUAUACGGGGCAGCGUCGCGCCGCUACCGACCGAGGGCUAUGUUUAACCGAAUUUGUAUAACACCUUAUUAUAACAAUCUUCAGUUUAGUCAGCUCACUGGAUGUAUAUCCAUCCCGUUACAGUUUAUUUUAUCCAAAGCAACGGAAAGGAGGAAUGGCGAGGUUUCUCUGUAUAUAAAGGGGACAAAAUAACACUGCGUAUUCAUCGAUUGGCGAGAGCACGCCGCUGGGGGAGGGGGAUAUAAUAUUGUAAUGUAUUGUUGAAUUAAAUCUUGUAUUA